UGGAAGGUCCCCGGGAGGCGGGACCCCCGAGAGGCUCGGUGCCGAGCCCGGGGAGGGUCGGGUGGCUACCCUAACACCGGAGCCGACCCUGCGCUCCUUGGCUCCUCUCCGCCCACGAGGGGAAUGCAGCUCCCGGAAAGAAACGGGCAUCGUCGGUGACAGUUAUCUGCUUUUCAAAGGAGGUGAAUUAUACUUUGUUGUACUACAGAUUGUAUACUACGGAUGGGAACUAUUAAAAUUUAUGAUGUCAAACACUUUUCUUAGACCAAAGGUAUCUUCCACAAAGGUAACAGACUGGGUAGACCCAUCAUUCGAUGAUUGUUUGGAGAAUUCAGGCAUCUCCACUAUUACUGCCACAUCAUUAGGUGUGAAUAACUCAACUCAUAGAAGAAAAAAUGUGUCUUCCACAUUAGAAAGUAGCAAAUUUCCAGCUAGAAAAAAAGGAAAGCUGUCUUCCUUAGAACCAAUUUAUGGUCUAGAAAAUUCAAAGGAAUAUCUAUCUGAAAAUGAGUCGUGGGUGGACAAAUACAAACCAGAAACUCAGCAUGAACUUGCUGUGCAUAAAAAGAAAAUUGAAGAAGUUGAAACCUGGUUAAAAGCUCAAGUUUUAGAAAGGCAACCAAAACAGGGUGGAUCUAUUUUAUUAAUAACAGGCCCUCCUGGAUGUGGAAAGACGGCUACUAUAAAAAUACUGUCAAAGGAACAUGGUAUUCAUGUACAAGAGUGGAUUAAUCCAGUUUUAUCAGACUUCCAAAAAGAUGAUUUCAAAGAGAUGUUUAAUCCUGAAUCAAGCUUUCCUCUGCUUCCAUAUCAAUCUCAGUUGGCAGUUUUCAAGGAGUUUCUAUUGAGAGCAACAAAGUAUAACAAACUACAAAUGCUUGGGGAUGAUUUAAGAACUAAUAAGAAGAUAAUUCUGGUAGAAGAUUUACCUAACCAGUUUUAUCGAGAUUCUCCUAGUUUACAUGAAGUUCUAAGAAAAUAUGUGCAGAUUGGCCGAUGUCCUCUUGUGUUUAUAAUCUCUGACAGUGUCAGUGGUGAUAAUAAUCAUAGGUUACUGUUUCCCAAAGAAAUUCAAGAGGAAUGUUCUAUCUCAAAUAUUAGUUUUAACCCUGUGGCACCAACAAUUAUGAUGAAGUUUCUUAAUCGAAUAGUAACUAUAGAAGCUAAUAAGAAUGGAAGAAAAAUUGUUGUCCCUGAUAGAAGUUCUUUAGAGUUACUCUGUCAAGGAUGUUCUGGUGAUAUCAGAAGUGCAAUAAACAGCCUCCAGUUUUCUUCUUCUAAAGGAGAGAACAAUUUAUGGCCAAGGAAGAAAGGAGUGUCGUUAAAAUCAGAUGCUGUGCUAUCAAAAUCAAGACGAAGGAGAAAACCUGAUAGGGUUUUUGAAGAUCAAGAGGUCCAAGCUAUUGGUGGCAAAGACGUUUCUCUCUUUCUCUUCAGAGCUUUGGGGAAAAUUCUAUAUUGUAAAAGAGCACCUUCAGCAGAAUUAGUCUCACCCCAAUUGCCGUCUCAUUUAUCAGAGCAUGAACGGGAUCCAUUACUUGUUCACCCUGAGGAAGUAGUGGAAAUGUCACACAUGCCAGGAGAGUUAUUCAAUUUGUAUCUUCACCAAAACUAUGUAGAUUUCUUCCUGGAAGUAGAUGAUCUUGUGAGAGCCAGUGAAUUUCUCAGUUUUGCAGAUAUCCUCAGUGGUGAUUGGAAUACACGCUCUUUACUCAGGGAAUACAGUACCUCCAUAGCUACGAGAGGUGUGAUACAUUCCAACAGAGCCCGAGGAUUUGCACAUUGCCAAGGAGGAGCUUCAAGUUUUCGACCCUUGCACAAACCCCAGUGGUUUCUAAUAAAUAAAAAGUAUCGGGAAAAUUGCCUGGCAGCAAGAGCACUUUUUUCUGACUUCUGCGUGUCUGCUUUAUGCCUCCAAACUCAGCUGUUGCCAUACCUUGCUCUGUUAACCAUUCCAAUGAGAAAUCAAGCUCAGAUUUCUUUUAUCCAAGAUAUUGGAAGACUUCCUCUGAAGCGACACUUUGGAAGGUUGAAGAUGGAAGCCCUGGCCGACAGGGAGCAUGGAAUGUUGGACCCUGAGAGUGGAGACGAGGUGCAGCUCAAUGAAGGGCAGUCGGCGGAGGAGACGCCAGCUGAACCCACUCAGACCGCCCAAGCCGAAGCCUGGUCUCUUCCUCUGAGUCAGGGCAGCGCGACAGAGCUUCCUGCCAGCCAGCCGCAGCCCUUCUCCUCCCAAGCAGACAUGGAAGAAGACAGCUGGGUGAUAGAAGACUGUGAGAGUGACGGCUGGUAGACAGCAGCCUUCGUGAUGACCCCUUUAAGCGGGGCUCGCUGGUCCCUGAGCAGGGUUAAGAUGCUUUUCUAGUGAAUUUCAAAGUUUGUUAAUUCUUCACUCUGUAGAACUUCCUCACAGGGCACUGACUCUUCUGUCCUCAGCAAAGAUCAAGCCUUCAAGUGAUCUAUAAUGUUUCCUCUAGUAUUUAUUUAGUUUUGCAAGUGGUUUCGGGAGAGGAGGUCAGUGUGUAUGAAGUGUGUUUGAACCUGAUGCCAAAUACCAGAAAAUGUGAAGGACGAUCCAGGACACGGAACGCUGGGGGGUUGUAAAUAUGAAUAAAGGCAGUUCAGGAUGCAGUUACAAAUGUAAAUAAAACUUGGUGCCUUAUUGACAGUUUCUAUGGUCUCUAUCUUCUCAGAUAUCCUUUCUGUGUGUUGUACAGUGGAGUAUUUUAGAUACUUUUGGGAAAGUAUUUGCAUAAUUUAUAUCAAAAUUAAAAUGUUGAAUCACG
Lepus europaeus (European hare) is the source of this 2786-nucleotide messenger RNA. RefSeq names its product RAD17 checkpoint clamp loader component (gene RAD17). The transcript has 18 exons. Gene Ontology annotation, molecular function: DNA clamp loader activity; chromatin binding. The record is from RefSeq and is a predicted model, not a curated record. Gene Ontology annotation, cellular component: Rad17 RFC-like complex; nucleus. NCBI's taxonomy places the organism in Eukaryota, Metazoa, Chordata, Mammalia, Lagomorpha, Leporidae. The coding region runs from base 242 to 2293 and encodes 683 amino acids. Gene Ontology annotation, biological process: DNA damage checkpoint signaling; mitotic DNA replication checkpoint signaling; DNA repair.